Uncinocarpus reesii 1704 is the source of this 3666-nucleotide messenger RNA. RefSeq lists its product as uncharacterized. The coding region runs from base 1 to 3666 and encodes 1221 amino acids. Gene Ontology annotation, molecular function: protein binding; nucleic acid binding; poly(A)-specific ribonuclease activity. The transcript is spliced from 4 exons. Gene Ontology annotation, biological process: nuclear-transcribed mRNA poly(A) tail shortening; mRNA processing. The record is from RefSeq and is a predicted model, not a curated record. Gene Ontology annotation, cellular component: P-body; PAN complex. Lineage: Eukaryota; Fungi; Ascomycota; Eurotiomycetes; Onygenales; Onygenaceae.
AUGGAAGCAGACUGGGAUGAAGUCUCGCAAAUCGCUGUCCCCCCUCCGGGACCACAUAUCCUACCUACUGUCGCAUCCACCAUAGCUUUCGACGAUUCACAAGAGCUACUAUGGGUGGGGAACGACUUUGGUCGAGUGAUGUCGUUCUACGGCCCAGAGCUACAACGGUAUACCUCCGUAAAGGCCCAUCCCUCCGAAGGCCCCGUCCGGCAGUUUCUUUUUCACGACAGAGGCGUAAUUUCGCUAUCAUCAAAAAGCGUUCAUCUGAUUUCGCGCCGUGGGUUGACACAAUGGCAUAUUUCGCACCCGGAGAUGACCGAAUUGCGAUGCAUGAGUUUUACGGCACAGCCGCACAAAAUCAUCGUUGCUGGUCUACAACCUGCGAUGUACAUUAUUGAUAUUGAAAAGGGAACCAUUGUGGAUCAAUUAUCGACGGAUUACCGCUAUACGAUCAUGAAGAAGAGCAGAUACCUAUGCGCCGCCACCGAUACCGGUUCCGUAAAUGCCUUGAGCCUGUCAGAUUUCACUGUUGUCAAGAGCUGGAAGGCCCAUGGAGCUGUGAUAAAUGAUAUGGAUGCUCGGAACGACUUUCUCGUGACUUGCGGUUUUUCCGUCCGUCACCUUGGGUCGCCCAUCGUGGAUCCUCUUGCUAAUGUCUAUGAUCUGAAAACCCUCAUGCCUCUGCCGCCAAUUCCGUUUCAUGCGGGUGCAGCUUUUGUGCGGAUGCAUCCGAGAUUGCAAACUACCAGUUUCAUCGCUUCGCAAACUGGCCAACUGCAGGUCGUUGAUCUCAUGAAUCCAAAUACGAUCAAUCUCCGCCAGGCAAACGUCGCGUUUAUGCUUGGCCUCGAAAUAUCACCCUCCGGAGAGGCACUGGCUAUCAUUGAUGCUGAAUGUUCUAUUCACCUUUGGGGUUCUCCGUCAAAAAUUCAUUUCAACGAACUUAGCAAAGACACCGAAUUCGCCGACGUCGCCGCACGCUCCUCGAUACUCGAUUGGUCCAAUGAUACACCCCUCAAUGUUAUUGGUAUGCCAUACUAUCAUGACCGUCUUCUCUCAGCUUGGCCGAGCCACUUAGUCUUUGAACUUGGAAAUUCCCCGCCGCCCAUUGAUCCAUCUAUCCUCCCCUAUCUCAGAGCCAAUGAACUCGGUCAAUAUGCACCAAAUCCACGCAAGAAACGGAGGUACCAGGUAGAAAAUACUCGUAUGCAGUUCAGCACGGAGAUUGCUUUAGCGGCACCAAAAUUCUUGAGUGAGAAAGCGAGAGAGGCUCCUAGUUCUAAGCCCGAAGCUGCACAGGAAGCUGUUGGCGCUCUGCAAGGGUUGAAAAUCAACGGUGAAAUGAAAGAAGAUCCACUCCUAAAAUACAGUAAUGUGGAAAUUAAAUACAGCAAAUUUGGAGUCGAUGAUUUUGAUUUCAGAUAUUACAACAAAACCAAAUUCUCGGGCCUUGAAACGCACAUCGCGAAUUCAUUUACAAACUCUCUCCUCCAGCUUCUCAAAUUCAUUCCACUAGUCAGAAAUCUGGCCCUUCAUCAUGUUUCGACCAACUGCCUUUGUGAAAAUUGUCUCCUCUGUGAAAUGGGCUUUUUAUUUGACAUGCUUGAUAAAGCGCAGGGACAAAACUGCCAAGCUACUAACCUUUUGAAGACCUUCAGCAGUUUCAGAGAAGCUGCAAACUUGGGCCUACUGGAAGAGAGUUUGAGCAACAAGUCGUUGUCGACAACGAUUCAAUCAGUUCACCGAUUUUUUCUCAAUCAGAUAUCCCAUGAUUAUCGGACGAUAUACCCGAAUUCGGAUGUUUUAGACCACAAUUUAAGUACUGCUGCUGUUGAGUCUAUAUGUUGCAUGUUUUGUCGCAAUGAAAUUGUCCGCGCCGGGAACGCUUUUGUGACGGAACUAAUUUACCCACCUGUCGACCCUAAACAAGGACUUCGCAACCCGGCUUGUCGAUUCUCAAACAUUCUUCGCUCAAGCAUUGAACGCGAAACCCAAAAUCGAGGUUGGUGCAGCACGUGUCGCCGAUAUCAGCAAGUUUCUAUCCGAAAAACAGUACAACGAAUGCCGUUGGUUUUGAUGCUCAACGCAGCCAUCACUAACCCCAUGUACCGCAGAUUUUGGUCUAUUCCAGGCUGGCUACCGGAGAAAAUUGGGGUUAUGAUUGAAGACAACCAAAUUCAGUGUUACGAAGGAGAUCAGCUGCGAAUCCGCCAACAAAAUAAUUUCGAAGGCUUGGUGGUAUAUGAGCUAGUCGGUUUAGUGGUAGAGAUCGAUGUCGUGGAGCAGAAGAAACCGCAUCUGGUCUCGUUCAUCGACACCUCUAUCUCUGCUCGUGAGCCAACCAAGAAGAGUAGCUGGCAUCUUUUUAAUGAUUUUUUGGUUGCCGAGGUGAGCAAAGAAGAGGUGUUUUCGUUCAAUCAGACCUGGAAAUCUCCCUGCACGAUUGCCUAUCAGAUAUCUACUGGUCGACACGGCCUAGACGACAGCUGGAAAAAGGAGUUGGAUACUACUCUUCUGUAUUAUGAGUGGUCUUUGAACAACCGCCGACCAACCGACAAGUGCCAAAUUCUCAAGUCGGAAGAAAAGCCUGUCGCGGGUACACCAAUCGCUCUCGAUACCGAAUUCGUAGAUCUCGAGAAAGCAGAGAUCGAAGUGAAAGCGGACGGCACCCAAGAAAUGAUCAGGCCCAGCAAAAGCGGCCUGGCCCGUGUCUCCGUUAUUAGAGGUUCCGGAAAUGACGAAGGCGUUCCGUUCAUCGACGACUAUAUCACAAUCAAGGACCCGAUUGUCGAUUAUGUAACCCAGUACUCUGGAAUCAAGCCAGGAGAUCUCGACCCACGAACUAGCCGGCAUAAUCUUGUCGCUCUGAAAGUAGCGUAUAAGAAGCUCUGGCUUCUAUUAAACCUGGGCUGCGUUUUUGUUGGCCACGGGUUGGCAUCCGACUUCAGGAAAAUCAAUAUACAAGUUCCUAAAAACCAGACAAUUGAUACCCAGUAUUUAUUUUUCCAUCCGGAGAAAAGUCGUCGGCUCAGUCUGCGCUAUCUUGCCUGGGCGGUAUUUAAAGAAUACAUCCAGGAGGAAACCACAACCUCAACAUCAGUCACUAGUACCACGACAAACCCCAACGCCGCUGAAGCGGCUAACUCAACUACUACUACCACGACCACGACUACAACAACAACAACACCACCAGAAGGGCACGACUCGAUCGAAGAUGCGCGCAUGGCUCUUCGUCUUUGGAAGAAAUUCAAAGAAUACGAAGAUGCAGGUAUAGUUAACCAAGUUCUGGAAGAGAUCUUCCGCGAAGGCGUCAAAGUUGGUUUCCGUCCGCCGCCUCGACGCUCAACCACACCUAAUGCCAAUAACAACAAUAACAACAGCAACGGGGCAAACCCAAAUGGCCUCUCUACCCCUAUUUCAGCGACUGCAUCCCGCCUUCCACAUAGUGGAAGGAAUACACCGGAUUUUAUUAUUCCGGUUUCGGCAUCAACAGCCGUGUCGGCGGCUGGUGUUCCGGCUGGAGGUGGAAGUUCGAAUGGAAGUAUCAGCGGAAGCACCCCCUCAACUCCCCGGCCGGCGUUCCGAAGAUCUACGGCCUUGACGCCGAGUAACGGAAGUUUUGGGGGAACGAAGGGGAUAACCUUUGGUGGCAGCCCAAUGCGCUAA